This is a messenger RNA of Labrus bergylta (ballan wrasse), 5705 nucleotides long. Its product is annotated as polypeptide N-acetylgalactosaminyltransferase 18. Gene Ontology annotation, cellular component: Golgi apparatus. Gene Ontology annotation, biological process: protein O-linked glycosylation. Gene Ontology annotation, molecular function: polypeptide N-acetylgalactosaminyltransferase activity. NCBI's taxonomy places the organism in Eukaryota, Metazoa, Chordata, Actinopteri, Labriformes, Labridae. The record is from RefSeq and is a predicted model, not a curated record.
GGCUGAGCGCAGCUUGACUCUCCGGUGCUUCUCAGUGGGGAUUCUCGUUCUUGGUGUUGUUAUCAAAAUUAUUAUUAUUAUCAUUAUUAAAAAGCUUUUACAGCCUCAGCCCUGGGAUUCAGGAAUGCCUCAGCCGGGACCUGAGAGACUCGCAGAGGCGGACUGACUCAACAGCAUCGCGCCGUCUACUUUCAUUUGGACACAUUUCUCCCGAGUGCGUCUUCUCCUCACAUCCACCUGCCUGCGCCCAUGGAGGGAUGUCGUGAUGCUGUGCUCAAGGAGAACGAAAACUUUGGUGUCGACAUGUGUGAUCCUGAGCGGUAUGACCAACAUCGUGUGUCUCCUGUACGUCGGCUGGAUCACCAACUAUGUGAACAACGGGGGUCCAAAAGUUGCGGAGAGCAGCGGCGAGGCGGAGAGAAAGUUGGAGGAGGACAGUAAAGGGGAGACACUGAGGAUUAUCGAGAGACUGGACCGGCUGGAGAGCGUCGUCAACGAGCACAUUAAAGACACCCCUCAGAAGGACGGGGAAGACACUGCUUCCUCGUCUGACUCAGCCUCAGACUCCGCCUCCUCACUGUUUGACCGCUGGGGUCGCGACCUUGGCCCGGAGAGCAGAAGGGUCGCCCUCAAGAAGUUUCGCUACUUCGGCUACAAUGGCUACCUUAGCGACCGCAUCUCCCUCACCCGGCCGAUCCAGGAUCUGCGACCGGACGGGUGCAGAAACAUUUCAUAUUCAUCAGAUCUUCCUCAGAUCAGCGUCAUCUUCAUCUUUGUUAACGAGGCCUUGUCGGUGUUGCUCCGCUCUGUCCACACGGCCAUCCAGAGAACUCCUUCACACCUGCUCAAAGAGAUCAUACUGGUCGAUGAUCACAGCAACAGCCAGGAGCUGAAAGAGCACCUGCAGAGCUAUGUGGAUGAGACCAACGCUCAGCAUGGCCCAGAGUUCAUCAAGGUGGUGCGCCAUGACAAACAGGAGGGCCUGAUCAGGUCCAGAGUCAGCGGGUGGAGGGCUGCCUCAGCUCCUGUCGUCGCUCUCUUCGAUGCACAUGUGGAGUUCAACACCGGAUGGGCAGAACCUAUCCUGCACCGGAUAAAGGAGGACCGGACCCGGGUGGUGUCUCCCUCUUUUGACAACAUCAAGUACGAUACCUUUGAGAUCGAGGAGUACCCACUGUCUGCUCAGGGCUUCGACUGGGAGCUGUGGUGUCGAUACCUCAACCCACCAAAGUCCUGGUGGACACAACGCAACCACACAGCCCCUAUCAGGAGCCCUGCUCUGAUUGGCUGCUUUGUGGUCGACAGAAAGUACUUUGAGGAGAUUGGCCUGCUAGAUGAAGGCAUGGAAAUUUAUGGAGGAGAAAAUGUGGAACUCGGCAUCAGGGUAUGGCAGUGCGGCGGGAGCGUGGAGGUAUUGCCCUGUUCUAGGAUCGCACACAUUGAGCGUGCUCACAAACCCUACACAGAGAACCUGACAGCCAACGUGCGGCGCAACGCUCUGAGGGUGGCUGAGGUGUGGAUGGACCAGUACAAGAAUCACGUCUACAUGGCCUGGAAUGUUCCACUGCAGAACUCAGGGAUAGACAUUGGGGACAUUUCUGCAAGAAAGGCCCUGAGAUCCAGACUCCAGUGUCGACCAUUCAGCUGGUUCCUCUCCAACAUUUACCCUGAGCUCCGGUCGUACAGUGACACAGUUGCUUACGGAGUGUUGAAGAACAGUCUGAGAGACAACCUGUGUUUGGACCAGGGACCGGACACUGACAAUGUUCCCAUCAUGUACCUCUGUCAUGGUAUGACGCCACAGAAUGUGUACUACACCAGCUCUCAGCAGCUUCACCUGGGCGUGCUGAGUCCAACGAUCGACGAUGAUGACAACAAGUGUCUGGUGGACGUGAACAGCAGACCCAGGCUGCUAGAGUGCAGCUACGCAGCGACCAAACACAUGAAGCUCACCUGGACAUUAACUCAGGGUGGCUCCAUCCAGAACAUUGAGUCUCAGCGUUGCUUGGAGCUGGUGGAGAGCAAACAGUCAGAGUUCACCUUCCAUCUGGCCAUUCAGGACUGCACUGAUCAGAAAUGGACCAUCACUAACAUACUGACUGUUCUCCCACAGUGACCACACUGACAACAGUCUGCCACUGGAGCACUUUGUGUUGUGAUGGACCAAUCAAGAAGUCCAGAGAGUUUAAGUGAGGAGCUUCAAACCUAAAAAAAAAAAGAAAAAUGAAACCAAACCAGGUUCCACCGUCACAGAGUUCUGGUGCACUUAACAAAAAUUAGACUCCAGUCAGAAGUAGGCUAAGUUGCUGACCAAAGCAGGGAAUUAAGAGUCCAAAAAAUGAGCCUAGGUGGCAGACCUAUUUGUAACGAGAAUCUGCACAGGAAAAAAAAGGUGUUCUUCAAUCAGACAUGGGCCAUCAGUAACCUAAUAACCGUUUUAUAGCAAUGACCCGAAGAGACACUCACAGAUGGAGUUGGGGCUCUUAAAACUUCCCUCUCUGCAACCGGAAUGAGAAAUAUAGUCGCUUGUUCCAGGGGACAGGCUCAUGAAAUCAUGUGAGCACUGGGGUUAUUGCAGAAGCAGGCCUGUGAUGGAUUCUGGGUCUCUGUCCUCAGUUAACACUAGGGCAUGUACUAACUCAGUUACAUCACACAAUCACCAGAGCAGACUGCGGGAACAUGUUCUCAAUAGGUUUAUGAGCAGAGGGAAAAUUGCAGGGUGCGUGAAUAGUAUGUUUACAUACUGCAUACUGGUUGAUUUGUUACAAAAAGGACAUGGAAGAGUCAGGCUUUGAGUUAUUAGAGUUACAAACCACUCGACUCCUGUGUGUUUGCAGAACACAUGCCACAGAUUUCCUCAGAAUCACAAAAAAAGUUAGUGUGAAAGUGGAGAAUAAGGACAGAGUGAUUUAAAUAGGCAUUGUGAGGGAAACUCCUUUCAUCAAAAGUUUCAUAGUCUUGCUUGAGAAUCCAUUUGAUUACAUGCGCAGCUGUCAAUCAUCCUGGCAGACGCAAUUUUAUGGGGUUCAGCCACAGAGCGAAAAGAUUAAUCCAGAAAAGAAGAUUUUCCGACUCCUGGCCCCUUUAAUACCAUCUCAAAACACAAAGCUUGCUCUUGCAGCACUGAUACAUUGAAAGUGGUGUGGAAACUGUGAGGGUUGAAGACGAUAAAGCACACCUUAAAAAGCCCAGGCCAGGUCUGAUUUCAUAGAAAGCACAUCAGUCUGAUGAAAGUAGCUGUCAAACAGGUGAUAUCAGAGCUACCCUUCUGAGAUGUACUUACUCUAAACUAGUCAUAUGAUUGGUGCAUCAGCUGUGUGUGACAUCAAAAAUAAACGUGAGGCAGACGCAAGAUGACAAAUUCAUAUGAACAAUAAAGUACAGAAGAGGACUUGUUACUGAAUUAUCACAUCAGCAAAAUCAGGAUUCUUAAGAUAUUUAGAACGGUUUGAAUUCAAACACAUUAUUCAGAUUUAUUAAGAGAAAAGGGGGGUGGGGGAGGGGGGUAGCAUUGAGAUAAAACUUUUGGUCUGGAGUGCACAGGGUUGUGGAGCAGUUAGAAUGUGGAGACCAUUCAUGUGUACAGGCAGCCAGCGUGAAGCCAGAAAGCUCAACCAGACCAAUUUCCUCAAAUAUGUUUUCUCUUUUUAUCCGUCUACUGCUGAAAGAAUCCAUUGUGCUUUAUAUUCUCUGGAUCAAAUUUGAUGCAUCUUCAAAUCUGCAGGUACACACUAAUUCACUGUUCCUGUGCAAUGAGUAAACAUUUUCAACUUUUAAGAUUCACCAAAAAAUACAGUAAACAAUUAAUACUAAUUCGCUUAGCAAUAGGCUACUUAAAGCUCCUGUGAGGAGAUAUUAUCAGGUUAUGAAACAGACUGAAAUUAACACUGAUUCCUCUAUAUGACCUCCAAAAGCACCACCAACAACAUUGCUAAUUUAUUUAUAGGAAUUUUGAAUGUUUGUUAAAAGGUGUUAGACAAAGCAGGUUAGCGCGAGCUGCAGGAACAGUCAUGGUUUACAGUUUCCCCUGCAAAGAUUCAUAUGCAGAACUGCAGAACUAAGAGCAUGAGCGAGUGAAUGCUAACAUUAGCCAAACUAAACAAUGACUGUAGCUCCGCAGUGUUUUUUUGUCAGGCAGUUGCUUCAUGAAAGUUGUUCAGUUUAAUCCUUAAACACAUAGAGGGGACAACAAGAGAUGGUAUAUCAUUGAUGACAUUCUGAUCCAGUGAUAGGAUCAUUGGAAAAGAAAUUAAAUGACAGGUAAAAACACAUGACAGAAUUUUGACGACCCCAUCCAUCAAAAUGACAGUGAGCAAGAAAGUCUAACAUCUGGAUGAGAUGUACCUGCUUUGCCCAUAGGGGGUGCCAAAAUCAACCCACAUUCAAAGUUCCUUACAGGAGCUUUAAACUACCAUCAACCCCUGAUUUAAAAUUUUUGAUGUCUGUUUGAAUACUUAUUCUAGCUUGUAUACAUAUUUUACAAAACACUCAAAUAGUUCCCGGGCAGUCUUCCUGUUCCUCUCGUUUAAGGAGCUGGAGAAGGCUUCGGCCCUCAGUCCUCUGUAGAACACAUUUUAAAGGAAGCAGCACCUGAAAUGGGCUCGUCAUGAAAUUCUCCACCUACACACGUUGCACAAGGUCGAGCCCUUCUUUGUUAACAGGUUUGCUGGGAAACGCAGGACAUUGUUCCUGAGUUGUGAAUCAGCUGAUGAUUCAUUUAAGAGAAGAGAAGUGAGCAUUGCAAAGUGAUGUUUUUAUCAUGUAACAGAAAGAUUCUAUUUGACAGCAGAUGAGCAUCCAAAGAGGACAUUUUCCUUUUGAAAGUCUGCUGCUGUGUGGAUGUGUGUGUGUGCCCUAUCAUUUUAUUAUUUUUCUAUAAAUGCUUUGUUCCCUUAGAGCUCUGAAUAACGGCUAUUCACAAGGUAGCGACUCUGCCAACGAGACUGUGAGCAGGCUGGUAUUUCUUCUACAUUUCUUAAGUGUACACUGAUCCAUGGUGGGAAGUUAUUCUAAAAAAUAAAAAAAAAGGCUAAAUUCUUAUCUUCCCAUGCAUGUCAUUCUAAGAAAUGUGAGUCCCAUAGACGUGCAAUAACUCAUAAUUGGACAUCUAUGCAGAUCUACCAGUGUUGAAUAUGUCUCAAUUCUGAGCGUGUGAUGGGAAAAUUUUAGCCCAUCAGUGGUUGAGAUACUAGUGUGCCUGGAUGUAUCUUUUAUGUAUGAAUUAAUUGAUCUUUUCCUGAUUUGACACAUGCAUAUACUACUGAUGAAUUUACAGAUUCCAAAAGUGACAUGCUGUCAUGACGCUUUUUAAUUAAAUAUUACUGCUUUGCAAUCAAUCACACAAUUAUUCAAAGCCCAAGCCUUUGCCAAUCUCCAUCAAUAAUUCAACACAGACACAGGAUGAUGCUAUUUAUAAUUAAUCUGGAUCAAAGCAUUUGACAGUUUUCUGUUUCAAUCACAGCCCACUGAGGUACCGAUGAGAGCGACGAGCAGUGGAAACUUUUUUCUAUCGGCUACUGUGUAGCAUCUGUUAGCAAACCUUCUGUUGAUCUUCUCUUCUUUGUGUGGCUCAGGUUUGUGGAUCCUGAAAUCUUUAAAAGUAUCUCAAUUUUUGGGAAACUGUUAGUAUGUAUCGAGUCAUGAAAAUGUCCAAGCUAUUUUAUUAGUGUAUUUAAACUGAAUAUUUAUAAACAGUAAAACAUGAA